This is a messenger RNA of Andrographis paniculata, 1253 nucleotides long. RefSeq names its product aquaporin PIP1-2. Gene Ontology annotation, cellular component: plasma membrane; vacuole; plasmodesma. The transcript is spliced from 3 exons. Gene Ontology annotation, molecular function: water channel activity. Gene Ontology annotation, biological process: response to water deprivation; transmembrane transport. NCBI's taxonomy places the organism in Eukaryota, Viridiplantae, Streptophyta, Magnoliopsida, Lamiales, Acanthaceae. The record is from RefSeq and is a predicted model, not a curated record. The coding region runs from base 108 to 968 and encodes 286 amino acids.
CCAACCAGCCACACCUCCAAUCAAUCCAAUACUCGAUUAUCCAUCCAUCUUCAAUCCCCCAAAUCCGCCAUUGUUGCUCUGCUUCCAACCUGUAACCAAAUCAAACAAUGGAGAACAAAGAGGAGGACGUGCGAGUCGGCGCCAACCGGUUCACCGAGCGGCAGCCGAUCGGCACGGCGGCGCAGACUCAGGACAAGGACUACAAAGAGCCGCCGCCGGCGCCGCUCUUCGAGGCGGAGGAGCUGGCGUCCUGGUCCUUCUACCGCGCCGGAAUCGCCGAGUUCGUCGCCACCUUCCUCUUCCUCUACGUCACCGUCCUGACAGUGAUCGGCGUCAGCAAGUCGGACUCCAAAUGCUCCACCGUCGGCAUCCAGGGCAUCGCCUGGGCCUUCGGCGGCAUGAUCUUCGCCCUCGUCUACUGCACCGCCGGCAUCUCCGGCGGCCACAUCAACCCGGCGGUGACCUUCGGCCUCUUCCUGGCCCGCAAGCUGUCGCUGACGCGGGCGGUGUUCUACAUGGUGAUGCAGUGUCUCGGCGCCAUCUGCGGCGCCGGCGUCGUGAAGGGGUUCGGGAAGACGCUGUAUAUGAGCAACGGUGGGGGGGCCAACUCGGUGGCGCACGGCUACACCAAGGGGGACGGCCUGGGGGCCGAGAUCGUCGGAACUUUCGUGCUCGUCUACACCGUCUUCUCCGCCACCGACGCCAAGCGGAGCGCACGCGACUCGCACGUGCCGAUAUUGGCGCCUUUGCCGAUCGGGUUCGCGGUGUUCCUGGUGCAUUUGGCGACGAUUCCGAUAACGGGUACGGGUAUAAACCCGGCCCGUAGCCUCGGGGCGGCUAUUAUCUACAACAAGAGCCACGCCUGGCAUGAUCACUGGAUAUUCUGGGUUGGGCCAUUCAUUGGAGCAGCACUGGCAGCACUGUACCACCAGGUUGUGAUCAGGGCUAUUCCAUUCAAGUCUUCAUGAGGAAUCCUCAUUCAACAAUUAAUGGAGUAAUUAAUAAGACCAAAGAAGAAGAUUAUGAAACACAAACAAACAGACAUUGGCUGGCUCACACCAUUUUCUCAAGUUGUUAUUGUUAUUUUCAAGCUGCUGUGUGUUUAUGAAGCAUGUGUUGUGUGUAUGUUAUGUAUGUAUGUAUGUGAGUGCAUUUGGGCAACAAGAAUGUACCAUGUAACAUGUCCAUGUAUGGCUUCUUUUUCAUCUCUUAGCUUUUAAAAUGAAUGAAAAAGCAGCCACAAAUAUUUCACA